GGCGAUUUGGGCGCGACAUUAGAGGCUUCCCUAUCUUAGUUCUCUUACAGACUCUCCUCCCUGUUCUUCCGUUGUCGCUCUCCGCUUCUUUAUUUUAAAUGGCGGUUGCACCCUAUACAGCUGCUUCCGCGCAACCGAUUUCUGCUCCUCCGAGCAGCUGCAGCACAAAACUCUAUUCGGGAUUGAAACUUCAAUCCGCAGGUCCUUUUGGAGCGGGGAAACCUAACUUGACCGCUGAGUUUUAUGGAAAAGUUCACAAGAGUCUCCAGUGGCGGUCUGAAAACCACAGAGCAACAAGGGCGCGAAUUCAGAUGAUGCCCAUAGGGACCCCUAGAGUGCCCUACAGAACGCCUGGUGAGGGAACCUGGCAGUGGGUUGAUCUGUGGAAUGCCCUUUAUCGUGAACGUGUUAUCUUCAUUGGAGAAGAAAUAGAUGAAGAAUUCAGCAACCAGAUACUGGCAACUAUGCUAUAUCUUGAUAGUGUAGAUAAUUCCAAGAAGCUUUAUAUGUACAUUAAUGGUCCUGGUGGAGAUCUUACGCCAAGCAUGGCUAUAUAUGACACCAUGCAGAGCUUGCAAAGUCCUGUUGCCACCCAUUGUGUUGGUUAUGCCUAUAAUCUGGCAGCAUUUCUUCUUGCCGCUGGGGAAAAGGGCAACCGCUUUGCAAUGCCUCUUUCAAGAAUUGCUCUCCAGUCUCCAGCAGGAUCUGCCCGGGGUCAGGCUGAUGACAUCCGUAAUGAAGCAAAUGAGCUUCUUAGAAUCAGAGAUUACCUAUUCAAUGAGUUGGCCAGUAAAACAGGUCAGCCUGUUGAGAAGAUAACCAAAGACCUGAGCAGGAUGAAACGCUUCAAUGCACAGGAGGCUCUUGAAUAUGGGCUUAUUGAUCGGAUUGUCAGGCCGCCCCGCAUCAAGGCUGAUGCGCCCCGCAAGGAUGCCGGAGCUGGCCUUGGAUAGGAAUUUGCGGCUUUCGUCAUAGAUUACUGAGAAUAUUGCUGAAUCACAAUUUCUCUAAGUUUUUUUUUUCCUUUCAUCAUUUCUGGAAUGUGUAUAAUCUCUUAUCAGUUACAGUUAGAACUUGCGGCCAGGAGAAACUAGGGGAUUCUUAAUCAAUUGCGUGUUUUUAACUUUUUACGUUAUUUUAUUUCGGCCAAACAGUAACGUGCGAACAGUGAUAUGAUGUUGUGAUAAAUAAAAUGUUAGUUAUGGGGUUUAGUCGGGGUAA
Molecule: messenger RNA, 1221 nt
Organism: Neltuma alba
Lineage: Eukaryota; Viridiplantae; Streptophyta; Magnoliopsida; Fabales; Fabaceae
Product: ATP-dependent Clp protease proteolytic subunit-related protein 2, chloroplastic
Exons: 9
Coding region: 99-953 (284 amino acids)
Biological process (GO): protein quality control for misfolded or incompletely synthesized proteins
Cellular component (GO): endopeptidase Clp complex
Molecular function (GO): serine-type endopeptidase activity; ATPase binding; ATP-dependent peptidase activity
Source: RefSeq, a predicted model, not a curated record